Molecule: messenger RNA, 1386 nt
Organism: Recurvomyces mirabilis
Lineage: Eukaryota; Fungi; Ascomycota; Dothideomycetes; Mycosphaerellales; Teratosphaeriaceae
Gene: AOS1
Product: E1 ubiquitin-activating protein aos1
Exons: 2
Coding region: 1-1386 (461 amino acids)
Biological process (GO): protein sumoylation
Cellular component (GO): SUMO activating enzyme complex; cytoplasm
Molecular function (GO): SUMO activating enzyme activity
Source: RefSeq, a predicted model, not a curated record
AUGGCAGAUUCUGUCGUGACCGCGAUGGGUGGCACCGCCAGCGAUCUGCUGGUCAAUGGCGACAUGGCUGGCCAGCCAGUCGCCAAUGGCAAUGCAUCACUACCAACGGAAAACGGAACCAGCACGACCACUGCACCAAGACUAAGCGCGGAUGAAAUCGCGCUCUACGACCGCCAAAUACGCCUAUGGGGUGCUCAAGCACAAGAACGCAUCCGCUCAGCCAACAUUCUACUCGUAUCACUUCGGGCCCUCGGCACGGAAAUCGCAAAGAACCUCACUCUGGCCGGCAUCAGCUCACUUACCAUCAUCGACGACGAGAUCGUGACAGAAGAAGAUCUGGGUGCCCAGUACUUCCUGCGCGAGGGGGACGUUGGUAAAUCCCGAGCCGAAGCAGCCAUCCCACGCAUCCAAGAGCUCAACCCCCGCGUCAGCGUUAAAUCCGGCGGCAGUCUCGCCAAUCUACUCCCCCAAGACCAGACCUACUACGCCCCAUUCUCCUGCGUCAUAGCCUGCGACCACGACUUCAACACCCUCUCCAGCAUCAACACCGCCGCCCGCUUCGCCUCUAUCCCUUUCUACGCCGCCAGUAUCCACGGCUUUUACGGCUACAUCUUCGCCGACCUCGUCUCGCAUGACUUUGUCGUUGAGCGGGAGAAAUCGAAUAUCGCUACUGCUCCCGGUGUGGAGACCCUGACGCGCUCGGUGCUGAGUGUGACGAAUAGAAAGGAGAGUAGUGGCAAGACUAUUGAGAUUGUGAAGAAGAGGGAGAUUUACUGCCCGCUUAUCCUUGCUAACAGCUCGCCUUUGAGUCCGGACAUUUUAUCCUCGAGACGCAAGCUCAAGGCUGUGCCUGCUCUGCUGCCUUGUCUGCGUGCCUUGUUCGAUUUCGAGCGUACUUAUGCUCGUCUACCAACGCAUCAGGCGCAGGAUCUGGCUAUCUUUACUACCCUCGCCACGACCAAGUCACGGGAACUGCAACUACCACCCGAAACCCUCAAAUCAGAGUUCCUAAGGUCUUUCAUGCAAAACCUAGGGGCUGAGAUCGUCCCCACGGCUGCUUUCGUGGGUGGGAGGUUGAGCGAAGAUGUCAUCAAUGUGUUGGGUAUGAGGGAGCAGCCGAUCCAGAACCUCGGGUUGUUCGAUGGCGAGGGCUUGGAUGGCAGGAUUUACUCGCUUUUCAGUCCGCCGCCGGAGUUGACGUUGGGUAUGGGUGCGGGCUUGAAUGGGAUGAAUGGUCUGAGUAAUGGUGUUGAUACCAUGGCUGGGUUACUUGAUGGUGCGGGCAUGCCUGCGAACGGUAUGAUGGGCGCCGCGAUGGAGGGCAAUGGGAUGGUGGGGGUUACGAGUGCGCCUAUGAAUGGUGCUGAAGUUGUUAAUCUGGACUAA